Molecule: messenger RNA, 3708 nt
Organism: Pelodiscus sinensis (Chinese soft-shelled turtle)
Lineage: Eukaryota; Metazoa; Chordata; Testudines; Trionychidae
Gene: POR
Product: cytochrome p450 oxidoreductase
Biological process (GO): response to hormone
Cellular component (GO): cytosol
Molecular function (GO): flavin adenine dinucleotide binding; NADPH-hemoprotein reductase activity; FMN binding
Source: RefSeq, a predicted model, not a curated record
GACAGAGCGUCCCUCGGACAUUUUCCACUAAAUAUGAAUGAUCACAUUUCUGAAUGUAAAGGGCUGGGAUGCAGCACAAAGGCAGAGCCCUGCAAGCAGGUUUAACAUAACUCCUCCUCCCGGCUUCCUCCGCCCUUCCACAUCUGACCUUCCCCUCAGCUUACACCACACGGGGUCAGCCCUGGCCCUGGAGAUAAAAGGGAAAUCGGAGAGCAAGUCUGUGCAGGCAGCUCUUCCGUUUGCAGAUACUGGACAUUCCACCCCCCGGCUGCACUACAGGGACACAGACCUUGUUACUCAGCCUGAUAUGGAAUACGGACCCGGGAGAAGGACCUUGCCUGUGGACGGGUGAAUGCAGCCGGCUUCAUCGCUUCACUCAACAUCCUAUGAUACCAAGGGAAUGGUAAAAAUCAAUCAAAAUUCAAAGUAAUCAAGGGACAAGAAAAAAGCCAAAGCUGGUGACAUUGGGCAGGUCCACCCUCGAGAAGUGCCUUCCAUCUGAAAAAUUUGAAGCACUUCGCUAGCAGGUCAACUUCACCACCUCUUGUGAGGCAGUGUUCCCAGUUGCCAUGGAGGAUUCUGCCAUGGACUCGACUCCUGAGAGCGCUGGUCCAGAGGGCGCACUCUUCAGCAUGACGGAUGUGUUUCUCUUCUCGCUCAUCAUUGGCCUGCUUUCUUACUGGUUCCUCUUCCGCAAGAAAAAGGAGGAAAUCCCUGAAUUUACCAAAAUCCAGCCAAUAACAACCUCGGCGAGGGAGAGCAGCUUUGUCGAGAAGAUGAAGAAAACGAGCCGAAACAUCGUGGUGUUUUAUGGCUCCCAGACUGGGACAGCAGAGGAGUUUGCCAACCGCCUCUCUAAAGAUGCCCAUCGUUACGGGAUGCGGGGCAUGGCAGCUGACCCAGAGGAGUACGACUUGUCUGACCUGAGCCGCCUCUCUGAGAUCGACAAUUCCUUGGCUGUGUUCUGCAUGGCCACGUACGGAGAGGGCGAUCCCACGGACAAUGCCCAGGAUUUCUAUGACUGGCUGCAGGAGACGGAUGUUGACCUGACUGGUCUCAAAUUUGCGGUGUUUGGGCUGGGCAACAAGACUUAUGAGCACUUCAAUGCGAUGGGGAAGUACGUGGACAAGAGGCUGGAGCAGCUCGGAGCCCAGCGGAUCUUCGAGGUCGGGAUGGGAGACGACGAUGGGAACCUGGAAGAGGACUUCAUCACAUGGCGUGAGCAGUUCUGGCCGGCUGUGUGCGAGCACUUCGGCGUGGAAGCCACCGGCGACGAGUCCAGCAUCCGUCAGUAUGAGCUGGUGGUCCACACGGACAUCAAUAUGAACAAGGUCUACACUGGCGAGAUGGGCCGGCUGAAGAGCUACGAAAGCCAGAAACCCCCGUUUGAUGCAAAGAACCCGUUCCUGGCCCCGGUCACCCUGAACCGCAAGCUGAACCAGGCCGGAGAGAGGCACCUCAUGCACCUGGAGUUGGACAUCUCUGGCUCCAAAAUCAGAUACGAGUCUGGGGACCAUGUUGCUGUGUACCCAGCCAACGACACGACCCUGGUGAACCAGAUCGGCGAGAUUCUGGGGGCAGACCUGGAUACCAUCAUGUCCUUAAACAACCUGGAUGAGGAGUCCAACAAGAAGCAUCCGUUCCCCUGCCCCACCACGUACCGGACAGCCCUGACCUAUUACCUGGACAUCACCAACCCGCCGCGCACCAACGUCCUGUACGAGCUAGCCCAGUACGCCACAGACCUCGGCGAGCAGGAGCACCUGCGCAAGAUGGCGUCCUCCGCUGCCGAGGGGAAGACGCUGUACCUCAGCUGGGUUGUGGAGGCCCGGAGGAACAUACUGGCCAUCCUGCAGGACGUACCAUCUCUGCGACCGCCCAUCGACCACCUCUGCGAGCUGCUGCCCCGCCUGCAGGCCCGUUACUACUCCAUCGCCUCCUCUUCCAAGGUUCACCCCCACUCCAUCCACAUCUGCGCCGUGGUGGUGGAAUACGAGACCAAGACGGGCCGCCUGAACAGAGGGGUGGCCACCACCUGGCUGAAGAACAAGGUGCCCAGUGAGAACGGGCACAAGCUGACGGUGCCCAUGUACGUCCGGAAGUCCCAGUUCCGGCUGCCAUUCAAAGCCAGCACCCCGGUCAUCAUGAUUGGGCCCGGCACCGGCAUCGCCCCUUUCGUGGGCUUCGUUCAGGAGCGCGCUUGGCUGAAGCAGCAAGGCAAGGAGGUGGGCGAGACGGUGCUGUACUACGGCUGUCGCCAUGAAAAUGAGGACUACCUGUACCGCGAGGAGCUGUCCCAGUUCCACAAGGAGGGAGCCCUGACCCAGCUCAACGUUGCCUUCUCCAGGGACCAAGCCCAGAAGGUCUACGUUCAGCACCUGCUGAAGAGAAACAAGGAGGGGGUCUGGAGGCUGAUCCACGAGGGGAACGCUCACAUCUACGUGUGCGGCGACGCGCGCAACAUGGCGCGGGACGUGCAGAACGCCUUCUACGAGAUCGUGGCUGAGUUCGGGAGCAUGACCCAGCCCCAGGCUGUGGACUAUGUAAAGAAACUGAUGACCAAGGGCCGCUACUCCUUGGACGUGUGGAGCUAAGCCGGGCUUCCGGCUGGGGGAGAGGAAGGUGCCCCAGCCACUGCAAGAAUGUGCCACUGAAACUAAACUAACCCUUAGAUCCCCUCCCUGGUAAUCGCCCCUCUGUGCCCCCCCCCACCCCUGCUGACGAGAGCCUUGCAAUGCCGAGGCAGUGGCUGCUGGAAUCCCCUGGGGCUCGGGGAGAGCUCACCUUGGGAACUAAGAGACCAGGCCUUGAUGCAAGGCCAGUGAAUGGGGGGGUCUGUCCCCUCUGCUUGCCAGCCAAGCUGUGCUCCAGACCUGGCCCCUGCAGGCAUUGGGGCUUUUACCAGUGCUGGGGAGGGCAGCGUAUCACAGACUGGGCCUUUCUCCCUGGCCAGGCAGCAGGAGUGUUGGGGUUCUCCCAGGUCUCUCCCUUACCUCUUGCGACUUCCAGCACGAGCUGCUGGCUGGUCUCCUGGGCAAAGCAGGUCCGGUCCUGGUGGCCUGCAACCAGACCCCGAGCCAGCGCUGUGUGAGACUCCAGCCAGCCCACCCUGCUGGGACCCUGGUGGGGUCUGGCUAGGAGCCCACGGGUGUCCAGGGAGAGUUGGGCCAGAGACUUGUUCCUGAGCCUGCUUGGCCUGGCGUGUAGCUGGAACGCAGCUCUCCUCAGCCUGACGCCCAUGGGCAGUAACCUUGGCAGGCGCAAGGCAGGGCCACCCAGCAGUGGCUUAACUCAAGUCCCAGCCCAGCGGGGCCUCGCUCUGGUUCCCCAGGCAGCACAGGGGCAGAACCAUGGUGGGCUCGGGCCCUAACACACUCACUCACCUGCAGGGCCGAGCAAAGUGGCACCCAGGGCCGGGACUCGUCUCUGGUGCUGCGAGGGGCCUGUGGGGCAGGGGCUGAUGGGUGUGGCGAUGGGGAAGCCUCCUGUGCAAGGGGCUGUGUCCCCAGCAGGAGGCCAGGUUGCCAUCUGCCCUAGCACGCGGUGGGGGGGGGGGGCGUGACUGAGCAGUGAGGUGGCCUGACGCCUGUGGGCAGCUUGGCCAGGCUUUGGGCUCUUGGCUGCGCUGCCCGUCCGCCUGUCCAAUGACUGUAAAUAAUGGUAGAGACGGUCCCCUUGGAAUAAAGUAGGGUCUUUAUUUUGCCUCCA